CACUCACCGCGGACGCCUCCGCCCGGCUGUGCUGCCCCUGCCCCGGCGGCCAGCCGGCCGACCCGCUUCCGCCCCGCCGCUCCCGCUGCCGCGUCUCUAUGAUGGAGCCCGCCAGGCUGACGCCUCGAGCCCUGAGGCAUCGAUGGCUGCAGAGUGUCGAGCACCCGGCAGCCCGGAUCGGCUAUGGCUGCGCCUGCGCGCACUCGAGCUCGCGCCCAACAGCGCCCCCGGCGGCCGGGAGGGGCGGCGGCCUUGCACCGGGGCCAGUGGGCUGGGCUGAGGGCAAGGCUCACUCACCUCAUGAGUUCGCGACCCCGCCCCGCCGCUCCCAGCUGCUGGGGCCCUGGGUUAGGGGGUCGUGGACGAGGAACCAGAGGUCAACCCGGAUUUUGUAAGCAGGCUAUGGCGCCAGGGCCCUGCCGGGAAGUGCAGAGUCGAGGAGGCUGGGGGUGGACUCUCGUGGGGGGCAGGGUGCUUGGUGAGGCAGGAGGACCAAUGGGGACUUCCUGGGCUGGAGGUGGACGGGCGCCGACUUCCUGUGCCAGGCUUCUGGGCGGCACUGGACAGUGGACUUUGCCCCAGGACUUGGCCGUCCUGCCCUGGCCUCCCCCAGUUCCAGCACUGUUACUGCCACCACCAUGCUGACGCCCAGGACUGCACUCCUCUUGACUGUGCUCCUGGCUGGGGGCUCCCUGAGCCAGAGGCCUCGGAGACCCGCUCGGCCCGCGUCCCCCAUCAGCACCAUCCAGCCAAAGGCCAACUUCGAUGCUCAGCAGUUUGCAGGGACGUGGCUCCUUGUGGCCGUGGCCUCCUCAUGCCGCUUCCUGCAGGAGCAGGGCCACCGGGCUGAGGCCACCACACUGCGUGUGGCUCCCCAGGGUGCAGCCAUGGCUGUCAGCACCUUCCAGAAGCUGGAUGGGAUCUGCUGGCAGGUGCAGCAGCGCUACCGAGACACAGGCGUCCCCGGCCGCUUCCUGCUCCAAGCCCGAGGUGCCCGUGGGGCAGUGGACGUGGUCGUCGGAGAGACAGACUACCAGAGCUUCGCCAUCCUGUACCUGGAGCAGAAGCGGCGGCUGUCGGUGAAGCUGUACGCCCGCUCCCUCCCUCCAAGUGACUCGGCCCUGAGUGCAUUUGAGCACAAGACCCAGAGCGCCAACCUGACCGAGGACCAUAUCUUGUUCUUCCCCAAGUAUGGUUUCUGCGAGGCUGCAGACCAGUUCCACGUCCUAGAUGAAACCAGGUGAGUCCGGGCGGCAGCCCUGGAGGUGGUGGCACCUGCUACCCCGCUCACGGAGCGCCGGCGCCCCACGGGGUCAGGGCCACCCCAUGGGGGACGCUUGCCCUUGUGUGCCCAGAGCUGCUCAUCGCCCAGAGCUCAGGAGCGUUGCCUUCAUUAAACGCUGUCCAUCUUGGCCCCGA
Messenger RNA from Ailuropoda melanoleuca (giant panda), 1419 nucleotides. RefSeq names its product complement C8 gamma chain (gene C8G). Gene Ontology annotation, biological process: complement activation. The record is from RefSeq and is a predicted model, not a curated record. NCBI's taxonomy places the organism in Eukaryota, Metazoa, Chordata, Mammalia, Carnivora, Ursidae. Bases 639 to 1244 code for a protein of 201 amino acids. The transcript is spliced from 7 exons. Gene Ontology annotation, cellular component: extracellular exosome; blood microparticle; membrane attack complex. Gene Ontology annotation, molecular function: complement binding.